Varroa destructor (honeybee mite) is the source of this 6572-nucleotide messenger RNA. RefSeq names its product prestin-like. Gene Ontology annotation, biological process: transmembrane transport. The record is from RefSeq and is a predicted model, not a curated record. Lineage: Eukaryota; Metazoa; Arthropoda; Arachnida; Mesostigmata; Varroidae. Gene Ontology annotation, cellular component: membrane.
CUGAUCUAUGCACAAACAAAGAACGUUAAUCAGAUUGUAUAGCUGUUCUCAAGCAUGUGACAAAAAGGCUCAUAAUGGUCUGGUGUCCGUCGCCGGCACCCGGUGACGCAACACUUGGCUUAAAUGAAGUUCCAACUUUGUAGAGGUAAAGGCAAUUUCGGCCUCCAGCGUUACAUCGACAGAAUGAUGGAAGUGCUUCCGGCCUAUCAGCUUUUCGGUAGCCCAAUUAACUGAAUAUUUGUGAACCAACGGUGACUGCUUAGCUGGCUGAACGUGCACAGACAGCAACAGAUCAUGAAGAACCGAUAACCUAUCUUCUUCAAUGCGACAUCGUACUUCAGCACACAACGAAAUAAAUACAAUAUUUUUUUUGAAGUUGUGUACCGAGCUCACCUGAUUACGUCGGGGAAACCGCAUGAUUGCCGAAAUGACCGCACGCGAAAGGCAAGUUUGAGUAUAUCAUUAAAAGCUCCCUUGAACUAAACACCGAGCAGGGAAAUUGGCAGUCGGUAGAAAUACUGAAUAUACCAGACAAGUUGGCUCUCGAUGUGGAUUAGGAACGAAGAUUUUUUCGUUAGAAAUUGUGUUAUUACUGUCGCUACUGAUCUAACAAGUUCGCUGCUAACAAAGUUGCUAGCCAUAACUUAUAGGCGAAACCAAUUACGAUACACAACUGCUACUUUUCGAACUUCUGUGAUUAGGAAGGGUUCCGGCGUUGGAAAGAUUGCCUUAUACCACUAAAUUAAGCAUAUCCAUAAGAAAGACAAAUCGUUUUGCAAGUGGAGAUGCGAGUCCGUUGGCUGCGUUCACAGGAUACAACAACGAAGAGUCGACUAUAUUCGGUAUAGGGGUGUGGCAUACAGAUCGUCGUAAGGGUCCCCAAGCUGGACACAUAAACGAAUACCUCAUUACUGCUGCUUAGCAACGUUGAGUUUUCAUUGUGACGGAUAUUCUGUGUGUGAACACAUAAUUUUGAUUGAUUUUUCGUUUUAUUAUGUGCAUUUCCCUGCCUCAAACUCGAUGAUGCGUCGAAUGUCUCCAAAUACCCUCAUUCGGAAGCCCCCCGGAAGUGCAUCUGCUAGCUGAGUACCUCGCAAUGUAGGAACUUUCACCAGGAAAACUGGCGAAACAAAAGUCUGACUAAUACGAAUAUGUGGGUAGCGGACAGCGUUCGAGGAAACUAUAGAUAUUUAGUGCAGUGUGUGAGCAUUUGUUAGAGGAAAACAAUGAAGUUGACCUGACGAAACAUAAUCUGUACAAAAAAAAAACAAAAAAAAACAGCAACCGUCAAGAUUGUUCGUAGAGGUGACAUAGACGAUGAUCCUGUGGGUACCCCAGGAGUGCUGCAACAUGUAUAGCUUUGUGACAGCGUAUCGAUUGUACUUCAUGCCACACAGCUGACGAUCGGUAACUGCGCCUUCGUUCAUAUUACCAUCAUUGUCUUAACGCGCUCGUAGCAAGCGAACCUCGAAUUUGUGACUGACUGGUCAACAGUUGUGGAAGUCAGCUAUUAAGUCUAAGUGCUCUGGACGAGCCUCACAAUGGACGCGUUACAUCGGCACAACAUCCAGAACGCAAUGGGUCAGCCGCGAAGGCCUUUGACGCAGGUGGAGCUCAUCGAUACCUAUGAUGAAGUACCCAAAGAAAGGAAUCACCGAUGGAAGACAAUCGGUCGCUCAAUGACCCCGUCAGCCGCUGGAUGCAGGCGUUCGAUCUUUCGUUUAUUCCCUGUCGUCUCAUGGUUGGCUUCGUACCGCGUCAAAGAUUAUCUCGUAGCCGACAUUGUUACGGGUUUCACUGUUGCGAUGUUUCAAGUACCUCAGAGUCUUGGAUACACCCUGCUAGCCGCAGUACCGCCUGUAUUUGCGCUGUACAAUUCAAUGUUCCCAAUGAUGAUGUACAUUCUUUUCGGGACGGUCAAGCAGGCGUCUGUGGGGGCCGAUGCCAUUAUAUCCAUGAUGACUGGAGGGGUGGUCCGUCAGAUUGUCGGCGACAUGUCCCACACGUCACACCCCGUCCAUGACGUAUUCGAUCCGGCUAAUGGAAACGUAUUUUCCGUUCAGGAGGUCACCUCGGCUCUCUGCGUAACUGUCGGAAUUAUACAGUUGGUAUUCGGAUUACUUAACCUAGGCUGCCUUAACGUCUUCUUAUCGGAACAAAUGGUCAAUGGAUUUUCAACAGGUGUGGCUGUGCAAGUAGCCCUGUCCCAGGUUGGCGCCAUCUUUGGUCUGCCAAUCCCGCACUUCUCUGGGAUGUUUACUGUUUACAAGACGCUUGAAUCCUUCUUCACGCAAAUAUCCGACAUACAUUUACCCACUCUAAUUGUGUCCUCAAUCGCCAUUGUUCUCAUUCUCUUCGUGAAAAUCGUACCUGAUCCAAUCCUCGUCCGCAAAUGUGGCCUUCCGGUUCCAAUCGAGCUUGUCACCGUGAUCGUCUUCACGGCUGCGUCAUAUCUAAUGCAGUUUGACAAGAUCUACAACAUCGCGGUUGUCGGUGAAGUCCCUGAAAAGCUUCCAGUUCCUCGAGCGCCUACGUUCAGCCCCAGCCUUCUGACGCGUAUUUGGGUGGACGCAUUUGCUAUUGCCGUGGUUUCAUUCGCCAUUACCCUUUCGCUGGGCCGCAUUUUUGGACAGAGGCACAACUAUGAAGUUGACGCCAACCAGGAAUUCUUGGCACUGGGCAUCGGCCACAUCUGGUCAUCAUUUUUCUCCUGCUUCCCCAUAGCUGCUUCCGUUCCUCGCAGUGCCGUACAGGAAAACGCCGGAGGAAAAACACAAAUCGUAUCAGUAGUCAACAUUAUCAUCAUUCUAUUUAUGAUUCUUUUCCUAGGACAUUACCUUGAACAACUCCCUAUUUGUAUCCUUGCCGCAAUAAUCAUCACAUCGCUUAAGAAGAUUGUGAUGCAGGUUCAAGACUUCAAACGUUACUGGGAUUUGUCAAAGAUCGACGGGCAAGUGUGGAUGGUAUCGUUCUUGGCUACGGUCUUCCUCGACGUUGUGUCGGGUUUAAUCGUCGGUGUUGCAUUUUCACUGCUUACUCUGGUUUACAAACUUCAGCGGCCGAAGGCGUUUCUUAUGGCCCAUGUACCUAACACCGAGUUUUUUGUGCCUGCCAGGAAAUAUCAGAAGCUUCGAGAAACGCCUGGAGUGAAAGUUUAUCAUUUUGGAGGAGCGAUGCAUUUUGCCAAUGCGGAAUUCUUCAAAGAGAAAUUGGAAGAAUCUUUGGGUUUCACAACCAAACAGGUUCGAAGGGCAAUGAAAAAAGCAAUUAAAAAAAGAGGCUCUCAGGACAGCUUACAAGCCGUUAAGGAAAGUGUUCAGGCCUAUGAUAGGACUGUCGCCGCUCUCGAACUGGGAAGCGCUGUCGUAUCUAGAGGCCCGUCGAUGCAGUCACAGCUUCCUAGUGAUAUAAUUCUUGACUUUUCGCGCAUAUCCUGGAUGGAUGGUUGUUCCGUAUCGGCGAUUAAGAACCUCACCUCAGACUACGCCGCAAUUGGAGUCCGCAUUUCCAUUGCUUCUUGCUCACCGGUCCUGUUUCGCUUCCUGAGGAAGAGUGGCUGCGAAGAGGCUAUUGGAUCUGCGAACUUCUAUCCGAGUGUCUACGACGCAUGGAAGACGGUUCGCAACCGAAGCUUUUCCCAAACAGACGCGUCUACACCAGUAAUUCCUAUUGUGGCCUCCCUUUGAGCAGUGGCUAAGGAUGUCUAGGGAUGUCGUCGUAUUUAUAUGCAUUUAUAUUGACAAUGAUGAUUAUUAUAAUGAUAAUAUUGUUUAUUUUUGCUAGGAUGUUACUGAUUCGUUACACGGUGCUGCAUGCUGUUCCAUUGAGAGGAUGGUGCGUUUGUUGUACUGUCUGGAAAGCAGCUGCCAGGAGUCUAUGACCUCCUUGAUGCCAUCCUACCUAAAUGAGUUCCUUCGAUUAAGCAAGCAUGCGUCUUUGCUAAUUUGAUGCAUUCAACAGGAUGCGAGAUCCGGUCCACUACGUAGAUAUACAACCCCUGUGUUGUGAGUACCCUUAUUGUUACCUUAUGAGCAGUAUACAUAAUACAAAAGAACAGCAUAUAUAGGGUCGAACCGCUGCCGAUUAAAUAGACGGUAAAAUCCCUUCACGAUUCGCCUAAACACCAACCUAUCACGACUGGGCUGAAAUCAAGCAAUCCCUGUAACAAAGCGUCGAACACACUAGCUGUCCCCUACAAAUUUCCAGCAACAGUCCAUCUUUACUAACUGGUUAGGCAAGUACGAAACGGAAAAUGAACCCAAAAGGUCGAUGAGCAGGAUCAGACCCGCGAAUCUCUAAAAAAAAAAAGUGGCUCGCUAAUUGUGUGCUUUUGAGGCAAAGAGAACACAGUCUGUCCUGUUGCAACGUUUCUGCCGGAACCUUAACGAGAGCUUUGUACGGGGCUCUAUGACGUUAGCUGAUUAUGGUCGUGGUUGAACAAUAAGAAGCUCAGCACUGAACUACAGUUGUUAAAGCUGUUGUCAAAGCGAUCCUUGUUUGCACAGAUAUUUGUUAGUGUUUUUUUGCUGAUUUGCACACCAUUAGCAAACGGCAGGUAUUAACUAUUUGUUAAGAAUGAUUCGUUGGAUUUAGCCAAUGCUUUGCAGUAGACGCCUUCAAUCGCACCGAGAUCGCCGGUUGUCUAAUAAAACUCAACAAUGGGGCGCAGAGCAGUUUUUUUCAGAGCCUUUCUUCUGCAGUUUUUUCAAGCCUCAUUCAUUCCAUUGCCGCUUCGACGUGAAAUCUUGUAUUUACAAGUUUUCUCCACUAUCCGUUAAUUGCUGUUAAAUAUUUGUUCUACGGCAGAUGAAUUCGUAUUAGCAAUAUACGGGCGCUUCAAUGAGUACAGCGUCUGAAAAAUGAAAGUGAUGAAAGAGAGCUGUUAGUUUGUAAUCGAAAUUUAUUUAGAAAAAAUAAAUAUGUGGCAACAUAGAUCGAUGGUGGAUUUUAAGUAGUUAACUUUUUCAUUUGACGGUUCGGUGUGGUUUGUCUAACUUACGAAAAAUAUUGACAAGCCAACCUAGCUAGCCCACUUCAUCGCUAUCAUGUCACAUAUUUGGAUGUUAACAUUAUAGCGCAGAAAUAUGCCCACACCAGGUCAUAUGUUGAAAAUCAUGGUACAUAUUAUUAUGCUAUUGAUUAUAUACCAAUGUGUGGGCAAAUGUGAUAUUUGGUACGUCGAGAAUUACUGUUACAAUUAUUAUGAAAUCAGUAAGUGGAUUACUGUUUACACAGAAUAAAUGAGCUAGACUAUAAUAACAUAUAUAAUAAUAUAAUAUAGUAAAUAAUAAUAGUAACAUAUAAUAAUAUAACUAGACUAGAAUAUUAGGUGUGUCUAUCCUUGUUAAGGCAGAGACACACUUAAUAUUAUUUUGUAGGUGUUAAGGAUUGUGUGACGUCCGGAUGCCGUUCUUGUUGUGCCGACAAAUCUCUACAUGAUACCAUUGAGGUAGGGAUAAUAUUGAAGGACAAAAUAAAACGUAUUGGUAAAUACAUGGAAAAUCACUGUCACCAUUUAGUUUGCUAGAAAGCUAAGGAUUGCAUGAUGACAGCCUCUCUUUAUAAACAAAAAAGGUGCGACAAAAAAAAUUCGCGACUAGAGGUGUUUUACAGGUCGCUAUGUGUUGACGGCGAUUGAGACAACGUUGCUGCCUUAAGACCUUUAAGUCCACGUAACGAGUUAUGAUGGUUUGUUGGAGUUUCAUUUAAUUGUGAAAACUCUGACCAGAGCGUAAAUAAGAUCAUUUCACGGCUUUUGAAACAUAAAACCAACAAACUAGAUAAUAGUACAUUGUCAUGCGCAGGCAAUAAACACUUUGCCCAACGCUUCGACGUUUGUUACGCAACACAUUCCCAUAUCUAUAAAUAAAAAGCACGACUUGUUAUGAGAUAUCAGAUUUGUAAGGUCGUUCUAACGGGGCAGACGUAGACAUCGAAUAGAGAUGAUAAAAGAUCAUGGUUCAAUUGUUCCAUGCGUCAAGGUCCAUGCAAUUGGCGGUCAUGUCUGACGCACAUUUGCAUAUAGUAGACAUUCUUAUAUAUACAUAUAUAUUUAUAUAACAUUAUAAAUGGUAGACAUUUUCGGCUCGUUUACAUCCACAUAUGCACACACGCAGUGAAAAGAAGGUGAAGAUGAAAAAAAAACUGAACGUAGAGGUGGAAAAACAAAUAACACUGAAGAAACACAACUGUGGCCGUUCGCUUCACUUCCAAGUAUUAAGUGUUACUAAAAUUAGAGUCGUAUAGUAUCGUGUACAUAGAAACUGUAUAUAUGUGACAAAUAGCUCAUGGUUACAAUAAGGAAAGACCUCGAGACGAGAAGACGGAAACUAGAACGAAGAAAUUAGGUGAAUAUUGAACGAAACUACAAAUUCUAGGCGUCUACAAAUGCUGUACCAAAUCAUGAACCAAUACGAUGUUGUAUCAGCUUUUGACGAUGUUGAUAAAAUCAAGUUGCUAUUGAAGCAAGUGUUAAAGGCAUCUACACACAAUCACCUUUACUUAUAACGUGUCACCUAUUUUAUCACAAAUAAAGACACGCAGUGUAAAUAAAGCUUGACCUUUCACUACUA